UUGAACAACUGAUGCGACUGGUCUGAGGUUAAGAUCCCGGCACCUUUCCGACAAUGAUCAAGCCCAACAAUGCAAUAGCUCUCAUACUCUUACUACUUCUUCUCUUUAUGACACUAUUAGUCUACAUUCUCCUCAGACUCCUCCGGGUGACUAGACCUUCCGGGAGCGAAAAGUCAUACCUCGGAACAGACGAUACAUAUGAGUCGGGAACAUCACCACAUUCGCCAAGCUCUAUCGACGCUGCCGAGCCCCAGGGAGGUGGCCAUGGGGUAGUACCGCCGCCGGCCAACAAUGGUGGACGAUUCAAUAGACCUAUCAACAUGAACGGGGCUGGUCGAGGUGGCGCUGUAAAUGUUCCACCUCUGAAUAUCAAUGCGCAGCAGGACGGGUGAGGUUUAGGUGGAAACGUCAACAUAUCUCCUGUGCACAGAUGAAAAGCUGUGGCAGCAUAUCUUACCACAAGAAUGGCCAUCUUCAGAGUAGGCCCAGACCCAAGCCCACAAGCCAGGCGUUGCUCCCACGCGAGGGGAUGCGGAAGUUCGUACUUCGUGUUGGUGGGCAUGGCAGAGCCUGAGACCGACCUACAGAUUUUGUUACUCGCGACGUGGCAGUUUUGAAGCUUCGAGAACAAUUAAGCCGUCAUACUGUACUGCUCAUGAUUGAGGGG
Messenger RNA from Cryphonectria parasitica EP155, 667 nucleotides. RefSeq lists its product as uncharacterized. The record is from RefSeq and is a predicted model, not a curated record. The transcript has a single exon. Bases 54 to 392 code for a protein of 112 amino acids. Lineage: Eukaryota; Fungi; Ascomycota; Sordariomycetes; Diaporthales; Cryphonectriaceae.